AUGAUAAUAUCGAAAGUUGGUAAAUCUGUACUUUCAAAAUCAGUUUCGUUCAAUGCAAGGCGUUUGGGUUUUUUGCCUACCCUACAACGACAAAAGAAAUCUCUUGUAAAACUUACAAAACAACAAAGUCGUUUAUAUUCUCUGGACGUGCAAAAACAUGAAAAGGAAACAAUUAUAAGACUUUUAUAUAAUAUUGGUUCGAAAAAAGAAGCUGAACAAUAUCUCCGUCAAUUUUCAUCAGUUGAAUCUCAAAAAUUUGCCGUAAUAAAAGUUGGUGGUGCUGUUAUUAGUAAUGAAAUAGAUUCUCUUGCCUCUUCACUUUCGUUUCUAAACCGUGUUGGGCUAUAUCCAAUUGUAUUACACGGGGGUGGUCCACAACUCAAUAUAGAAUUAGAAAAGGCUGGAAUAGAACCUCAAUAUAAAAAUGGUAUUCGAAUAACUGAUGCAAAAACUCUUGAAAUCGCAAGAUCCAUAUUUAUACAAGAAAAUCUUAAAUUGGUUGAAGCGUUAGAAAAUUUAGGAACUCGUGCACGACCUAUAACAGGUGGUGUAUUCAUCGCUGAUUAUUUGGGUCGUGAAGAUUACGGUUAUGUUGGACAAAUUACUGGAAUAAAUAAAAAUAUCGUAAAUGCUAGUAUCAAAGCAGGUGCGUUACCUAUCUUGACAAGCUUGGCUGAAACUCCUUCUGGACAAAUAUUGAAUGUAAAUGCUGAUGUGGCUGCUGGGGAAUUGGCAAAGGUUCUCGAACCAUUAAAAAUUAUUUUCCUUAGUGAAAAAGGUGGACUUAUAAAUGAAGAAACUAAAAAAAAAAUUGAUUCAAUAAAUAUUGAUGAGGAAUAUGAUCAUUAUAUGUCACAACCAUGGGUCAAACAUGGAACGCGAUUGAAAUUGAAAGAGAUCAAAGACCUUCUUGAUCAUCUUCCUCGAUCAUCAUCUGUAGCAAUUACAGCUGUAGAACAACUUCCGAAGGAACUUUUCACAGAUAGUGGAGCUGGAACUUUAAUUCGUCGUGGCCAUCGUCUUUUUAAGUUUAACUCAUUAGAUGAAAUGGAUAAAAAUAAAUUGCAAAAGAGAUUGCAAAUAAACCCAAAUUCUGAUUUUGUAUCAACCCUUUCCAAAAAAUCUUAUAAAGUCUACAGCGAUGAACCUUAUGACGUCUUGGCGAUUGUAACCCAAGAAAAAACUAACCCAAAUGCUAUUCCUUUCCUUGAGAAAUUCGUUGCUACAAAAAAUAGUGUACUCAGUAAUGUAAUUGAUAAUGUAUGGAAUAAUAUUCAAAAGGAUAAUCCUCGAUUACUUUGGGCUAUUGAUGAUCAUGAUGAAAAUAAGUCUUGGCACUUUUCUAGAUCAGAUGGUAGUUAUACAAUAGAUGGAAAAACAUUGUUUUGGUAUGGCAUAAAUGUUGAAGAAGUUUCCGCUGCGAUUAAAGAUUUUGUUGCUACGCUGCCAAACACAAAUACGACUCAAUCAUCAUCUUCAGGUCGAGCAUUCACUAAUAUCUCCAGAGGUUUUUCCACUUUUGCACGAUAUAAUCAAUAUAAUCAAUGUAAUAAGAAUAAUCCAUUUUCAAUAUCAAGCCUAUUACGCCGUCAAUAUGCUACUUCCACAUCAUCAAAAGUUGCUCUUAUUGGUGCACGCGGCUACACUGGCCAAAAUUUUGUGUCAUUGUUAAACAAUCAUCCACAUAUCUCAUUGUCUCAUGUGUCUUCUCGUGAAUUGGAAGGUCAAGAGCUCUCUGGAUAUUCUAAAGAAAAGAUUAAAUAUGUAAAUUUGAAAGCGGAACAAAUGAAAGAAAUGCAGAAAAAUGGGGAAGUUGAUUGUUGGGUUAUGGCUUUGCCAAACGGUGUAUGUACGCCAUUUGUGCAAGCUAUUAAUGAAGGUCAAGCAGAUAAAAGUUUAAUUAUAGAUUUAAGUGCCGAUUAUAGAUUCGACAGUGAAUGGACAUACGGUUUACCCGAACUUAGUAAAAAUCGUGAAUCUUUUCGUCAAACCAAAAAAAUAUCAAAUCCUGGGUGUUAUGCUACUGGUUCUCAACUUUCUAUAGCUCCCUUGUUACCAUACAUAUCCGAGACCCCUACCGUUUUUGGUGUAUCUGGCUAUUCUGGUGCUGGAACCAAACCAUCUCCUAAAAAUGAUCCUAAAUUUCUCGAAAACAAUAUGAUACCAUAUUCUCUCACAGAUCAUAUUCAUGAACGUGAAAUUUCAUAUCAUUUGGGAAGAACCGUAAAUUUCAUUCCACACGUCGCACCUUUCUUCCAAGGAAUAACCUUGACUGUUAAUAUUCCCCUCUCAAAAUCUUUCAAAUCUGCGGAAAUACGCGAAUUAUAUGAACAAAAAUAUGCUGGAGAAAAACUUAUCAAAGUUGUAGACGAUGUACCACUUGUAAAAGAUAUCUCUAAAAAACAUUUUGUGAAAAUUGGCGGAUUCGGUGUACAUUCAUCAGGUAAAAGAGUUGUUGUCAUAACAACUAUUGAUAACUUAUUAAAAGGUGCUGCUACUCAAGCUUUACAGAAUAUAAACCUCGCUCUCGGGUAUAAUGAAUACGAAGGCAUUCCUUCGGAAUAA
Dentiscutata erythropus is the source of this 2565-nucleotide messenger RNA. NCBI's taxonomy places the organism in Eukaryota, Fungi, Glomeromycota, Glomeromycetes, Diversisporales, Gigasporaceae. The record is from the annotation of a GenBank genome assembly.